AUGUCUUCAACUGAUCCUGAUAGAGUUAUCGAAGAAGACGACGAUGAAUUCGACUGGGAAUCAGCUGUCAGAGAGAUUGACGUCGCUUGUCAGAUCACCGAAUCCUCCUCUUCUUCUCUUUUUCAUUCUUCCAGUAACGUUCAAAAGAAGCUAUCAUCUUCUCGACAAUCCACUCUCGAUAAAUUUAUAGGAAAGGCAGGCCUAGCUAUUGCUCCUCCACCUGUCAAUUGUGAUUCAGGAAGAAGGGAACAAUACAUGGUCGACGAAGUUGAAAGGUUUGGCCUUGUUAAAAUUGAUCCUGAAACAGCCCAUACUUGGAUUUACCCAGUGAAUGUUCCUCUUCGUGAAUAUCAACGAUCCAUAACUAAGACAGCUUUAUUUUCAAAUACAUUAGUAGCACUGCCAACUGGACUUGGAAAAACUCUUAUUGCAGCAGUUGUGAUGUAUAAUUAUUUCAGGUGGUUUCCACAAGGUAAAAUUGUCUUUGCUGCUCCUUCACGACCACUUGUUAUGCAACAGAUAGAGGCAUGCCAUAAUACUGUGGGAAUACCUCAAGAGUGGACAAUUGAUAUGACGGGUCAAACAAGUCCCUCAAAAAGAGCAUCCUUGUGGAAAGAUAAGCGAGUGUUUUUUGUGACACCACAAGUUCUAGAAAAGGAUAUUCAAUCUGGCACAUGUUCAGUUAAACAUAUAGUUUGUUUGGUGAUAGAUGAGGCUCAUCGAGCAUCUGGGAAUUAUUCAUAUUGUGUUGCUGUGCGCGAGUUAAUGUCUGCACAACAGCAAUUCAGGAUAUUGGCUUUGACCGCAACACCUGGAUCAAAACAGCAGAGCAUCCAGCAUAUCAUUGAUAAUUUACAUAUAACAAUACUGGAGUAUCGAAAUGAAUCUGAUCCAGACGUGAGUCCAUAUGUGCAUGAUAGAAAGAUUGAAACAAUUGAGGUCUCCAUGGGGGAAAGUGCUACUGAUGUAAACAAAAUGCUUUUGGAAGUUAUACGGCCAAUCGUUGCCAGGCUUUCUGCAUUUGGAAUACUUCAGAACCGUGACUAUCAGACUUUGAGCCCAUGUGAUCUACUUAAUUCAAGGGAUAAAUUUCGCCAAGCUCCACCGCACGAUCUCCAUCAUAUGAAGUAUGGAGAAGUGGAAGGAUAUUUUGGAGUUCUUAUUACUCUUUAUCAUAUACGUAAGUUGCUUUCAAGCCAUGGGAUAAGGCCAACAUAUGAGAUGCUCGAAGAAAAGUUGCGGCAAGGGUCUUUUGCUCGUAGUAUGAGUAAGAAUGAAACUAUAUGGAAGGCAAAGCUUUUGAUGCAGCAAAGCCUAUCACAUGGAGCACCUAGUCCUAAACUAUCAAAGAUGUUGGAAGUGUUGACUGAUCAUUUCAAAAUAAAAGAUCCAAAAAAGUCGAGGGUGAUAAUUUUUUCAAACUUCAGAGGUAGUGUCAGGGACAUAUUGGAUGCAUUAAAGAGCAUAGGCGAUUUCGUCAAAGCAACAGAAUUUAUUGGUCAAAGUUCAGGAAAAUCAUCAAAAGGCCAGUCACAGAAAGCUCAGCAAGCUGUUUUAGAGAAAUUUCGCACUGGUGGCUAUAAUAUUAUUGUUGCAACAUCAAUUGGCGAGGAAGGUCUAGAUAUCAUGGAGGUUGAUCUAGUAAUUUGUUUUGAUGCUAAUGUCUCACCUUUAAGAAUGAUUCAGCGCAUGGGGAGAACAGGAAGAAAGCAUGAUGGUCGAGUUGUCGUUUUGGCCUGUCAAGGGACGGAACUGAAGGGUUACAUGAGAAAGCAAGCACAUGGAAAUGCUAUACGUAAACAUAUGCGAAAUGGAGGAACAAAUAGUUUUAAUUUCCACACUAGUCCAAGAAUGAUUCCACAUAUUUUUAAACCAGAAGUCCAAUAUGUUGAGAUCUCAAUUGAACAAUUCAUUCCCCGUGGUGGAAUUAAAGUGAAAGAUGACGAUGCUUCCGAAAUCCCAAAUAUUCAAUGCAAACUGACUGAUUCUGAAGCUGAUCUAGUUGCCAAAUAUUUCCCACCUACGAAUGGGAGUAGUACAUGGAGGCCAUCACUCAUUGCCUUCCCUCAUUUUCAGUCAUUUCCUUCCAGGGUGCAUAAACUAAUGCAUUCUUUCCGAUCAUGCGUUCUAGUUGAUGCAAUGCAACACUUGCAGAACUUAUCAUAUUGUGGGGAUGAAAAAGCCUUCUUCCUGGAGGUAUACAACACUUGGUCUUGUCCCAAUUAUCAGGAUGAAUGCUUAUUGAAUCCAAACAAGAGAGUGGAAAAUGUAGAACAACAUGAGAGUACCAUGCCAGGGCCCCAGAUUUCUCAAGGUUCUCCAGUUGAUGAUUCACAGAAAUUAAUACCACAUUCCAACUCAGCUUUUGAGACCUGUGGAAUUGAGGAGCAGCACUGUCUGCAAGACUCACCGUGCAGAGGUCCUGCCAAGCAUUCUUACCUCUUCGGUUCUGAUUUUAUUACUAUUAGCCCGUUGGGUAGAGUUGUCAUUUUGUCUGUGCCCCAACUUCCGGUAAAAGAAGCCUCUCAUUCCAAGUAUGGCAACAUUAGCAAGAACCUCUCACUUAACUAUUUGAAGGAAGAUGGAUUUUGUGUUAAGGUUCAAUGCAGAGACUACAAUUUGGAAACUCGAGAAAUAGAGAACUCAGCUUGCCACAUAGCUUGUACUCAGACAAAUGAUCAUUUACAUACAGAUGAGUUUGUUAACUUCGAUGCCCAGCAGAAAAUCAAUUUAGAUGGCAAUGACUCCAAUCUACAGGAUUCCUUGUGCAAUGCAAAGCUGUUGAAUGAUGGGGAUCCUGAUAGCAUAGCGCAUGUGGAAGACGAAAUUAUGAUGCCUUUAGCUGGUGACUCGAUCAAUGAAUUUAUAGAUGUUGAUCUGAGUCCUCGAUUAACUAAUUUCAUCAAAAGUGGUGUUGUUCCAGAGUCUCCCAUACAGCACACAGGGGUAUCACAAGCUAAAGAAAGCAGUAAGUCAUUGUCUCCAAAAAUUGGUUCACCUACUAGAUCCAACAAGGAAAUAUUAUUGGAAUCAUCGGUUGAUAAGGGAGCUGAUAAUAGAAUAAUUUGUGAAAAUUAUUUUUCACUUUCUACUAAUGAAGAAAUUCAAACCCCUGUACUCCCUGUGAAGAGUUAUGCCAGAAGAGGGGUCAUCUAUGAUUCGCCCAUUAUUGGAAAUGUACAAACUCCUUUUGAUUCUUCUAGAAACGAUCUUUGCAGUAAAGAAUGGAAGUUGUCUUGUGGAAGCAAAUCAGCAAGUGCCAAACCAACAAAGUUGAAACGUUUACGCAGAUUUGGGGAUAUAAAUAAACGGAUACCAAGGGAAGAAAAGUUCCUACAAGACAGUGGUCCUUCAACAUCAUCUUUAAGUGCUCUGCCAAUUAAAAUUGCAAAGGGGAAAAGAAAGAUGGAUUUGGAUGCAAAGGACUUCAUUGAAGAGGAAGCUGAGGUGUCUUCAGAAUUUGAAGUAUCAGAUGAUGAAGAAGAAGGAGACCCGAAUUCCAGUGAUGAUAGCUUUAUAGACGAUAGAAUCAACCCCACAUCAAACAUUCAACCAGAAUCUAGUGAAAUGAUGGCAAUUUACAGGCGCUCUUUGCUCACCCAAUCACCUAUGGUGAGCCUUCCAAACUAUGCCACAGAUAUUACACCUGGUUCCAUCAUUUCCAUUGCCGAGUCAAGUCAAAGUGCUUACUCACCAGUUGCGAUUAACCAUGUGGUUCAAACGCCUCAAACUCUGAUAAAUUUUUCUGAGAUAAUGAAUUCUUCACAACCCGACAAUAUUGGAGAGAAUGAGAAUGAUAAUGGGACUAGAAAAAGAAAAUUGAGUUUUUCUCAAGUUGAGUUUUCAAAUCAUCAGUUCAAGACAGCUUGCACCAAAACACCACAUGUCCAGAAUGACGCGGAAAGGAUAGAAAAACUUGAACAUUCAUUAGACGACGAUCAGUUCUUCAUGGAUGUCGAUCUCGAUGCAAUUCAGGAACAAGCUGCUGCGUUACUGAGACACAAAACUCAAACGUCCAUGCAAGGUAUUAUUGUAUCUGGUGAUAAGAAUUCUCCUACAUUUGAUCUUGGUGUAUAGUCCUAAUAAUGUUGUAUGGAUUGUUAUAAGUUAU
Impatiens glandulifera is the source of this 4111-nucleotide messenger RNA. Its product is annotated as DEAD-box ATP-dependent RNA helicase FANCM. Gene Ontology annotation, molecular function: ATP binding; four-way junction helicase activity; four-way junction DNA binding. Gene Ontology annotation, biological process: replication fork reversal; interstrand cross-link repair; double-strand break repair via synthesis-dependent strand annealing. Bases 1 to 4077 code for a protein of 1358 amino acids. The transcript has 23 exons. Lineage: Eukaryota; Viridiplantae; Streptophyta; Magnoliopsida; Ericales; Balsaminaceae. The record is from RefSeq and is a predicted model, not a curated record.